Erythranthe guttata (spotted monkey flower) is the source of this 1400-nucleotide messenger RNA. RefSeq names its product cytochrome b561 and DOMON domain-containing protein At3g25290. The record is from RefSeq and is a predicted model, not a curated record. Lineage: Eukaryota; Viridiplantae; Streptophyta; Magnoliopsida; Lamiales; Phrymaceae.
UAUAUACGUCGGAGAAUUCUCCACCUCCGUCAAUGGCGUCGUCUUCCUCCUCCUCCCUCCUGGUAGCCACCGUGUUCCUGCUGACAGCAGUUUCGCUAUUCUCACCGUCACAGUCGGCCACGUGUGCGUCACAGACGUUCACCGGCGGCCGCGACAGGGUGUACACUUUCUGCACCGAUCUCCCCGCCCUCGAUUCGUACCUCCACUGGUCGUACGACCAACCGGAAUCGACCCUAUCCAUCGCCUUCGUCGCCGCCCCGACCCGACCCGAGGGAUGGAUUUCGUGGUCCAUCAACCCGACGGGCACCGGCAUGGUGGGCGCGCAGGCACUCGCCGCGUUCCGGGAUUCGAGGGGCGGGAUGGCCGUUAAGACCUACAACGUGACGGGCUACGGACCGUUGAAGGAGUCUAGGGUUUGGUACGAGGUGAAGGAGUCGUCGGCGGAAUAUUCCGGUGGGGUUAUGAGGCUGUUCGCCACCCUUGUUUUGCCGGCGAAGGGGUUGACGGCGGUGAACCACGUGUGGCAGGUGGGCCCCUCGGUGACGGGAGGGGUGCCAGAUAAGCACGAGUUUAAGGCGGGGAAUAUGAAAGCCAAAGGUAUUCUUGAUUUGUUGAGAGGACAGAGCAAUGGUGCUGCCGGUGGUGAUUCUAAAACCAACAAGAGGAAUAUUCAUGGGAUACUAAAUGUAGUGAGCUGGGGUAUAAUGUUUCCAAUUGGAAUAGUAAUGGCAAGAUACUUGAGAACGUUUCCUUCCGCCGAUCCGGCAUGGUUUUAUCUACACGUUUCGUGCCAAGUUUCUGCAUACGCCAUCGGUGUGGCUGGCUGGGCGACCGGUCUAAAGCUCGGUAGUGAAUCCAAAGGCGUUACUUAUUCGUACCAUCGCAAUAUUGGCAUCGCCCUCUUUGUUCUAUCGACUUUGCAGGUAUUUGCAUUACUAUUGAGACCGAAAAAGGACCACAAGUACCGAUUGUAUUGGAACAUAUACCACCACGGAGUCGGAUACUCGGUUCUAAUCCUCUCCAUCAUCAACGUCUUCAAAGGCUUCGACAUAUUAAAGCCCGAACCCAAAUGGGAAAAUGCAUAUAUUAUUGUUAUCGGAAUUGUCGGAGGCGUUGCAGUGUUGUUGGAAGCAAUCACGUGGACCGUAGUCGUACGGAGGAGAAAGUCGAAGAACCAAUCUCUUUCACCAUGAUCAAAGAGAUCUUGGCCCUUCAUUUGCAAUGUGUUGUGUGAAUUCAUUAGCUUAUUCUAGUGAACUACAUUUUUGGCCCCCAUGAAUAUGUGGAGCUUGACGAAAUAAUGUUGGGUUUAUUGUAUUAGACUAUUAGUCAGUACAUGUGUUAGAUUAAAUUGCCAAAAAUACCUAUAAGUUGUAAAAAAAAAUUACUUGGCAUUUAAU